Molecule: messenger RNA, 1126 nt
Organism: Diospyros lotus (date-plum)
Lineage: Eukaryota; Viridiplantae; Streptophyta; Magnoliopsida; Ericales; Ebenaceae
Exons: 6
Coding region: 158-970 (270 amino acids)
Source: RefSeq, a predicted model, not a curated record
UAUAUGCACACAGAGGCACACACAUCAAUCUAGUUCUUUGCUUGCUGGUUACUGCUCUCUGUAAACUACAUCAACAUAGAUCUUUGCCUGUUCAUUCAAGAAGAGUUGUGGCAUUUCCUCCAUCUCCUACAAUUGGGACGACAAGGUGGUAUCAACGAUGUUGGAUAUUUUGGUUGCAGUGAUUGCAGGAGCUUUUACUCUGUGUGCAGCUAUUAUACAAGGAACAUUUACCUACCAUAGCAACAAGAAGAGUAAUGGAAAAUUGGGUUCCCAUGACAACAAGAAAAGCAAUGAUGGUGCUAUGAAACAAUUAGCGUCACUCAAGGAGGAGGCUGAAAAUCUGACGCAAGAAGGGAAGAGGAUUCGGACGGAACAGCAUCAAGUAGUCAACUCUUAUAGAAGCCAUGUUACAGCACUCAUGCUACUUAGCCUAUUUUAUGGCGUUGCCUCUAUCUAUCUCCAACUAAGUUACACCGAUGAGGUUAAGAUGACAAUUCUCUUCUUCUUGGCCUUCGCGGUUGCCUUUAGGACGGCAUUGACGAAGAUCAAGAAAAUAUCUCAGUCGACUGGGGACCUCAGGAAAAGGCUGAAAAAUUUGCAGGACCGAGUCACAGCUUUUCAAAACCGCAAGCCUCACAAGGGGGGAAAGAAACUGCCUCUUUGGCAAAUUGAGGGGCUGGGGGAAGCCAUGGCUAAGGCCACGGAGCUAUUUAAAUCAAAAGAUGAGCAGGCCAACGAAUCAUCGGUGCUUCUCCCUCUAGCAGCUUGUGCAGUUGCACGUGGGCGCUGUAUCCCUGGUCUUUCCCUCUCGCAGCUUGUGCAGUUGCUUGUUUUCAUCUGGUUGCUCGCCUCUACACAUCCCACUCUGCUGCUUUCAACCAUUCUGCAAGGCUGUCUAUUAAUGCUAAUCCACAGCAGAAAGGACUGGGAUCAAGGGCGCUGCCCUGAGGAGGUGAACCAUGAACUAUGAAGCAAUCAAGUCCCUGGAGACAGUUUUCAGGCUUAGUUUGGCUAGGUUUUUGUUUUUUAGAGAUUUUAUGCUAGACAGUGUUUAAACUGUUUAUAGCAUUUAAUUUGGGUAACGUUUAAACUGAUAAUGUGUUUGAAUAAAUAUACUUUUAAACUA